AAGCAGCAUCCGUGCCUCGCGACAUUUUCGGCAGCGGCAUUGUUGCUCUUUGCUGCUCGCGGCCGUUGCGGAUUUGCCCGCAGCAAAUGUACCACCUUCUAUCUAGCUACAGGAGCAAUGCUAGCUUUUGUAAUCGCCUAAUGUUGUUUUUCUCGUAAAUGUUAACCAGCUCGUAACGUUUUAAGUUCAGGCACGUUGCUAGCUAGCUUGAUUAGCACUCGCGAAAAAAUGAAUUCCAACACGCACGUCAUUCAGGUGACAAAUGUCUCCCCGAGCACAACGUCCGAACAAAUGAGGACUCUGUUUGGAUUCCUCGGGAACAUAGAGGAGCUCAAACUGUUUCCACCUGAGUGAGUAUUGUGAACUAUUCAUUUGUAAAACGAUGUCUUUACCGAGCUUACGUGGCUCACGCUGGGCUUCUCUUGAGGCCUGUUGCUAGUGUCGAGUAACGUUAGGCCUCUGUGCACGGCAUGCUAAUGCUAAUGUUUGCCCGCGCCUUUAGUUCAGCAGCAUCACUCGCCUAUUCCGCAUGAGGGACACAUGUACUGAUAAUUGCUCAUGUUAUGCAAUUAGGUGAGGGUUUAAGCAAGGGUUUAAAUGUCCUUUCUUCUACAGACUGAGCUGUAGCUAGCUAACCGUUUAAGGGGCUUUCACACCGCUGCGCAGUAACUCGCCGCCUCUAGUCAUUUCAAUGAGGGGAAGGCGGCAGAGGCGAAGCGGUUUUGACCACCGCGAUAGAUGUUGGUGCCCAUGGGUAACGCAAGUAUUCUGCUCUGCUCCCAGGGGUGCUUGAGUGGGUUCCAUGCGGUCCCCAGCAAAAAGGGGAAUUUAUUUCAUUAAUAACUAACACAAUAACAGGAUAUAUGACUAUUUUGGCCAUUAGUUUCAUACACUUUCUGUAAUAAAACCUCCUAAAAGCAAAACUAUCAGAUGGGGGACCCUGGGACAAAGUCUUAUCAAGUAGGGGUCUGUGGUCUAAUUUGUGUCAGUUUAGGGGAUUAUUGAUGUAAAAAACCAAAUUGGGAACCACUUGUAUAAUAAGUCAUAAGAAACCACUUUGAUAAAAUGUUAACGUUAGUUGUUUGAGUCACUUAUCAAGCCAAAAUGCUAGGACUUCAACUAAAGGUUAUGUGUGUCAUCUAUUAAUCUGACAAUUACUUUUGAUUAAUCGUGUAGCAGCCACAUGUCAGGAAAUGGUUUAAAAAAUGGCAUUACAAUUUCCCAUAGUCAAGUUUGUCUAAAAGCUAAAGAAAUAUUCAGUUACAAUAACACAAAUAAAGCAAUAAAUCCUCAUAUUUGAGUAACUGAAAAUAGCGUAAACACAGCAUUUUAGUUUGAUAAAUGACCGUUAAAAUCAUUAUCAUUGUCAAAAUUGAUGUCUGUUAAUUUGUCUAAUUGUUUUAGCCCUGAAAAAUACCUAGCAUUAACCAAUUUAAGUUUGUCUUUUUCUGCUUUACAUCACUGUAAAUUUAAUAAUUUGUGUAUUUUCUCUUUUUCUAACACAGACUAAACAAUUAAGUAAUGGGAAAUUAGUUUGUCAGAUUAAUCAACAGUGUAAAUGAACAUUAGUUGCAGCCCUAGAUGUAACCGCUGCAGCAUUUUCUGCUUAAUUGCUGAUUAAAACAAUGUGGAAAAACAAAUUAACUUAGUGUUAAUGUUGUCAUGUCAUUGACAUCCUGUUAGCAAUCCCUCGGGUUUCCCAUAUCUCCCUUGGGAUGCUAAUGAGCUACUGCAAUAGGUACUCUACAGUGUUUUAACAUUGACUAUAGUAGGAAAUAAUUGUUGUCUGCUUUGUAUUUUCCUGUAUCCAAUUACACCUGGCUUCUCAGCAGGUAGGACAUGUCGAGGACCAUAACAACAACAAAGAUUCAAAGCGUCAGUGAUCGACAGUGUUCUUUGAUUCUCAACAGAUUGUCGAUGAGGGUUGUGAUAACACUACAUCACACUGUAAAAAGUCUCUCUUAAGAUACCUUGUUGGUCUAAGCAAAGGAUGUAGAGGUCAGAGAGUGGAUGCGAUUGUACAGCCCAUAAUCCAUUAUUAAGUUAGUGGUCCCUGGGGACACAACACUCAUUGUCAGUUUGAAGAAGGCAUGUUGGGUCUCCUUUUUUGUAUUCCUUGCACAACAUAUCUGUAUUUUCUUCCAGUGACUCUCCCUUGCCUGUGACUUCACGUGUCUGUUUUGUAAAGUUCCUUGAGUCUGAGUCGGUGGGAGUUUCCCAACACCUGACGAACACCGUCUUCGUGGACCGAGCCUUGAUUGUGGUCCCUUUUGCAGAAGUGGACAAGUCAUUUGCAGAGAGCCCCUUCCUUGCUGGCUGAAAGUGGUCCUCUGCUGCCAUCAGGAGAUUAGAAAAAAAUAAUGGCACCAGGCUCGCAAGCCCCCUUCUGUCUCUUGUUCUGCAGUAAAAUAUUAACUGUUUAUUUUUUUUUCUCUCUGUUCAAGGCAUCUUUUCUUGAAAAAAAAUUGCCACAAAACUCUUAAGUAAAAUAAGGGGGUGGUAGGAGAGGGUGCAGGUCAAUCUCAAUUCCAAGUUUAAAUAUGUUUUAAAUAAAAUGUAUGUCGAUUAGUAGGCAUGCACCAGACUAGGGAUGCCCCGAGCAGAUCUGCCGGAUCGGUAUCGAGGCAGAUUAAGAAUUUUUUUUUUUAGUUAAUUGGUAUUGACUUUAAAGCCAUUUCUGAUCCUGUUUAUAUUGGAACCUUUUGCACUCUGGGUAUGCCAGUUGCCAAAAUUUCCCAUUGUGCUUGAACCAAUAAACAUCAACAAUGAGUUCACUUCAUGUUAUCCACACUGAUGGCAUGGAUCCGCGUGCUGGUGUUAUACACCGCUUAAAAAAAAAGUUUAAACCUGGGUAUACUGUGUAAUUUGUGUUGCAUACCAUACAUGUAGUUGAUUUGCUGCCACAACAGAUCCAUGCCGACACUCCUUGUGCACUGAUAAUAUAUGCAACACUGUAGGAAACCAUUAAAGACCCUGCACGUACACACUGGUGUUUUCAGUUACUGGCUGAUGAGGCAUAUUUUCAGGUUUAAGUUGGGCAGGGCUAAGGUGGGAGUUUGCUUAGGUCACCAAACUCCAGGUGUAAGUUACCCUGCCCUAACAGGUGCAGCAAAGCCUAGCAAUAGAGUGAGGGAGAUGUCAAUCAAGCACGGUCUUACAGGUCCACAGUUCUGAGGAGAAGUCUAAUCAGCCAAAUAAGCGAAGACUUUACCUGUGUUGUGGUGUUAGGGUGUGGCUUUGUUUUCUUAAUGUUAAACAAACCUAUCCAAACUGAAUUACUUUAUUAAAUGUAAUCUUGGCCUGAUAGGCUGAGAAUAGGCUGCUUUAAAAAAAGGAAAAUGUUCGGGGCAUCCCUACACCAGCACAAAGUAUGCAUAAUAGAUUAACUAAACAGCUGUGCAUGCUAGAAUAGAUUUUGCAGAUGUUGUGGAAGUUGAGUAUAUAAUUUGGUUAUUAAUCAUUAUAAGCACACAAAUUGCCUUUGGCAUUUACUUGCUUCAUGUGCCAAAGCCUUGUAUUAUUUUACACUGUGCAUCUGUAUUUCAAAAUUUUCACUAACACACAAGAUAAAAGUAGUUUUAAGCCUCUGCUUGAUGUUGCAGUAAAAUGCUUUUUAUUGACCCUCUCCACACAUGACUCUGAUAGAGUUGAGUGAAUCUCACGUUUAACAGUGGUGUUUCUUUUGUUGUUGUGUUUUACAGUUCUUUUUCCUGGUUCAGCCAGCCCUAUAUACCAGGCCCUGCUGAAAAUGCCACCAACAGUUUUGUCUUCUGCAGCCUUAUCCUGUUUCUCAAGUGUCCUUUCUGUUGUGUGUGUGUGUGUGUGUGUGUGUGUGUGUGUGUGUGUGUGUGUGUGUGUGUGGCGUGUGUGUGUCUCUCUCUCUCUUUCUCCCAAUUUAAAAUGUAAAAUGUCAGAUAAAAAAAAUAGCCUGUUUUCAGAUUGCACCAUGGAUGAUCAUCUCCAUAAGAUUUUCCCUUUUGAUUUUACUUUUUGGUUUCUUCAGCUUUGGGCACAUUUGUCGUGAUUUUAUCACAGCUUUUGCUUUUAAUAGCCCUUAACUGUUAGUGCAGUUUAUCUUUGACAUUGUUUUGUGUUUUUAGUAACAUACUGUUGGCUAAAACCUAGCAGUACUGUAGCUUGUUAGCAAUACUAUCUGGUUGCAAAGUAAGUUUUUCUUUUUUUGUGGUGGGAUUGUACAAAGUAACCACCAACAAAAGCCCAGAAAAGGUAAUAUGUCUGAACCUUUUCUGUUUUUGUAUUGGUAAUGGUAAGUGAUGUUGAAAUGUACCCUUGUCUACACCCAAAUCAUGAACUUUUCUUUCUGUAUCUCAAUGUUCUUGUGUGCUUUAUAGCGAAGCAGCCGGCACGAGUCGCUUGUUCAUAAAACAUCUAAUGAAAGUUGAGAGCACAUCCCACGGGACAACUGGCUGUGCUUGCUUACGUUUGGUUCAUGACUUAAAAAACAAGUACAGGAGUCAUUCCUGAUGAAUCUAAAGCUAUGUCUCUGCUGGCCCCAGCCAAUGCCGUGGCAGGAAUGAUGCCUGGGGGAGGCCUUCUUCCAACACCCAAUCCUCUGGCAACAAUGGGAGGGACGCCAUUCGGAAGUCUUGGGGCUCCCAGCAUGGAGCAAAUGGCUGCCAUGGGAAUGCAGGGCCCUAACAUGAACCCCCAGGCUCUUUCUGCAGACUUCCUGAAGCUCAUGCAGUCCAUGGACCCCAAACUGAAUCCAUUAGCGGCCGGACUGAACUUGAAUGCAGGGCUGAAAAACGAUGCCUCCAAUAAGGAGAUUGAAGAGGCCAUGAAGAGAGUCCGAGAGGCCCAGUCUCUCAUCUCUGCAGCCAUUGAACCAGGAAAUAAGAAAGAUGACAAGCGCAAACAUUCCCGCUCCCGUUCGCGGUCACGGCGCAGGCGCUCCAGAUCUCGCUCAAGACACCGACGUACGAAGAGCAGGUCUCGGCGGAGGUCUCAUUCAAGGAGUAGGAGGAGGUCCAAGAGUCCGCGGAGGAGGAGGACCCACUCCCGGGACAGAGGCCGGCGUAGUAGAUCUAGGGACAGGAGGAAGGAGGAGAAGUCUAAGAAAAGGUCUAAGACGCCCCCCAAGAGCUACAGCAGUGCCAGGAGGUCUCGAAGCAUUAGUCGGAGGCACAGGCGAAGCCGCAGUGCAUCUCGGUCCCCCAGGAGGAGGCUGUCCAGGUCUCCGUCGCUGAGACGUCACAAGAAAGAGAAAAAGAAGGACAAGGAGCGCGAGAAGGACCGGGAUAGAGACAGGAGGGAGGACAGGGACCGGAGCCGAGAUGAAAGGGAACGCUCCAGCAGUAAGAAGAAAAAGAGCAAAGACAAGGAGCGAGAUCGGGAACGCAAAUCCGAUAGUGAGAAAGGAGACGUUAAGGUGACCCGGGAUUACGAUGAAGAGGAGCAAGGUUAUGACAGUGAAAAGGAAAGAGAGGAGGACGACGACGAGAGGAAGAGCGACUCCGACUCUGCCUCAUCCCCCAAAGGCCAGGAUGAGAUGGAGAGAUCAGAGGGUCAAAUCCCCAAAAAGUCCAAACUGAAUGGAGACGACCACCAUCAGGAAGACAUGGAGAUGAGCGACUAAGAACAUCCCGAACCAGACCUCGUUACCUUUUCCACUUUCCUCUUUUAUAUUUUUAAUAUCGGCCACAACAUGUCUGUGCCUGAUCACUCAAAGUUAAAGAUUUGUUGUCUUAACUGUAGAAGCAUUUGGGGAAAAGCGGUUGUAGAAGGAAAGCAGUCCAAUAAUUUUUGUAAAGAGGACUAAAAUAUAACAUGAGACAUGGUUUUAAAUUGUCAUUGUACUUUUUUUAAUAUCCUGUUUUUUUCUUUUUGUUGCCUUUUGUGUUCAAACUCUGUCUUCCUGGCAGUAGAAUACACAGCAUUUCCCAUUUAAAGUGCUGUUGUGUAAAUAUUUUGCUAGUCGGGAUUGAGUCCUCUCUCCUUUCAGAUUGUUAGUCACUCACCUCCCAGCACCAACCAUUUUGCUUUAACUGUAAUGCACGAAGUCCUGUUUCAGCUGACCUUCCUAUAUACAACCCUUUGUAAGUGUACACUGUAGAUUGAAAUGUGUUGUUGCAAUGAAAUACAUUAGGUUUUCCAAAGGAAACUAAUAAAAUUGGCUCAAACUGUCAA
Molecule: messenger RNA, 6147 nt
Organism: Perca fluviatilis (European perch)
Lineage: Eukaryota; Metazoa; Chordata; Actinopteri; Perciformes; Percidae
Product: serine/arginine-rich splicing factor 11-like
Exons: 12
Coding region: 4499-5596 (365 amino acids)
Cellular component (GO): nucleoplasm
Molecular function (GO): RNA binding
Source: RefSeq, a predicted model, not a curated record